ACUCCAUGUGCUGGAAUAGUUUGUCCUGACAGUGGAAUGAUAAAUAUUACUAGUUUUGACUGUUUACCUAGAGUUCAACACAGUUGUAAAUCACCAGUGCCAGUAUAUGACGACAACCGAUGCUGCUUCACAUAUUACUGCCCUGCUUGUACGACAGCUACUGGAAUAGACCAUCCGCCCGGUUCCAAUUGGACAGAAAAUUGCCAGCACUGCACGUGCCAAAAUGAUGGCACUAUAAGUUGUUAUUCAGUGACUUGUCCAGAAUUAAUAAUAGCAGAGUGUACUCUGCCAGGAUAUGAGCCUUCAACUAUCAUUGAACUAUCUGAUCCUUGCUGUCCUGUAUCCAAAUGCUUCUGCAAUCCACAAUCAUGCAAACCACCAACUACUUGUGGCAAUGGUUUAAGUCCAGUGUACUCCAUUCUUGGUUGCUGUCUCAGUGUUACCUGUGUUCCAAAACAAGUGUGCGUGUAUAAUAACAUAGACUAUAUGCCUGGCUCCAUAUUACCUUCACCUCCUGGCAGCUGCAAGGAAUGUACAUGCACAUCUACAUAUGACAGCGCAACUAUGCAGAAUGUAGCUGCGUGUAAUCCAAUUACCUGCAAUGUAACAUGUGCCCAGGAUGAAGAAUAUAAGCAAUCUCCAGGACAGUGCUGUGGAUACUGCAUUAAAAAAGCAUGCUACAUUACACAGCCGAAUGGACAAAUUACAGUUCUAAUGGAGGGAAACACUUGGUCUGUGCCUGGUGACUUCUGUUCAAGCUAUAGCUGUAGUAGGCAAGCAAGCGGAGACCUUCUCACUACAGUCACAACGGAGACCUGUGAAUAUAACAGUAAUAAUGAUUGUGGUCCUGAUCAGCAAUAUCAGGCAUCACCUAACAGUUGCUGUGGGCAGUGUGUCCAGGUUCGUUGUGUGCUCAUGACGGGUACAGCACCUGCAAUCAUUUUAAAGGAAAAUGAAACCUUCGCCUUUCCUGAUGACAAGUGUAAAUACUAUACCUGUGUGAGGAUUGGGAAUCAGUUGAUUACUGAAAUGACAAUACAGACAUGUGAAUAUCAGAGUUCACUGGAUUGUGGAUAUGACCAAGAAUAUUUCCCACCUACUGACCAAUGCUGUGGAUAUUGCAACCAAACAUAUUGUGUAUAUGUAACAGCAAGUGGUGACACACAACUCUUGAAGGAAGGUGUAACAUAUCUAAGUGAUGAUAAGUGUUCAUACUACACUUGUGAAAAAAUAAAGAAUGAACUCAUUACAACUGAAAAACAACAGACCUGCCAAUAUAAGAGUAAUGAGGAUUGUGACUUUAGCCAGGAAUAUAUGCCACCUACCGACCAGUGCUGUGGAUAUUGCAACCAAACAUAUUGUGUAUAUGUAACUUCAAAUGGGACAGGAAGUGACAAGAAGCUCCUGAAGGAAGGCGAAAUCUUUAGAAGUUAUGACAAUUGUACUUGGUACACUUGUAUGAAAAUAGACAAUGAAUUUAUCACAGUUGAAUAUGAUCAGGACUGCCCAUAUGAGAGUGAUAUGGAUUGCGAAUUUGGUCAGGAAUAUGUGCCACCUAUUAACCAAUGCUGUGGAUCUUGCAACCAAACAUAUUGUGUAUAUGUAACUACAAAUGAGACAGGAAGUGAGAAGAAGCUCCUGAAGGAAGGUGAAACCUAUAUUAGUGAUGAUAAGUGUACAUCCUACACUUGUAAAGACAUAAACGGUGAAUUUAUCACAGUUGAAAAUCAUCAGACCUGCUUAUAUACCAGUCAAAAGGAUUGUGAAAUUGGUUAUGAAUAUGUGCCAACUACUGACCAAUGCUGUGGAUAUUGCAACCAAACAUCUUGUGUAUAUGUAACUCCAAGUGGUGACAAGGAAGUCCUGAAGGAAGGUGAAAUCUAUUUAAGUGAGGAUCGUUGUACAUCCUACACUUGUAAAAACAUAAAUAAUACGCUCAUCACAGUUGAAAGACAACAGAUGUGCUUAUAUGAGAGUGAACUGGAUUGUGCAUUUGGCCAGGAAUAUCUGCCGCCUAUUGACCAAUGCUGUGGAUUUUGCAACCAAACAUAUUGUGUAUAUUUAACUCCGAGUGGGGACAAGAAGCUCCUGAAGGAAGGUGAAACCUAUACAAGUGAUGAUAAUUGUACAUUCUACACUUGCAACAAUGUAGAUAAUAAACUUACCACAGUUGAAAAGCAGCAGACCUGCCAAUAUCAGAGUCAAACGGAUUGUAAAUUGGGUCAAAUUUUUUACGUUAUUCCUGGUCAAUGUUGUGGAAACUGUGUCGCAAAUUCAUGUGUGUAUACUGAUUCCAAUGGAGUGGUUAAAACUUUACAGGCCAACCAAACCAUGAUUGAUGUCACAGACGUUUGCUUAUCCUAUACCUGUAAAGAAAUAAAUGGACAAUUGCCUACCAUAGUUAAUACAGAGACAUGUGAACACCCAAGUGCCAAUCAAUGUAAUGAGAAUGAGGAGUACAUUGUUUUACCUGGUAACUGUUGUGGACAUUGUGUACAGACAUCAUGCUUAAUUACAUUACCUAAUGGACUAAAUAAAACUUUGAAGGUAGGGGAAGAGCUGUUUCCAGAAAAUGAUACAUGUAUAAUGUAUGGUUGUAUCCAAGUGAGUGGACAGAUAUAUACUGUUGCAAAGAACAGAACGUGUGAAGAUAUACUCCCAGAAGACUGUGAAUCUGGCAGUAUUGAAAUGGAUGCAAGUGGCUGUUGUCUAAUAUGCAAGGCUCCCAAGAAUUGCAGCCGUUCAUUCCAUGAUAUUACCUUUAAACAAAAUGACUGUAUACUUGAUGAAAUUGUUCCAUAUUGCACUGGAUAUUGUGUGAAUAACACAAUGGUUGCUUCAUUACCAACAAGCUCUCCAGGUUGCAUGUGCUGUGAAAAGGUGAUUUCACAUGAAAAAACAGUGAAUCUUCAGUGUGCAGAUGGAACCUCUAUUCCAUAUGUGUAUGACUACAUUGAUAGCUGUGGCUGUAACAGCAAGCAGUGUGCUUGAUUCUGUCUCUGUACAAAUCAUCAAUCUUGUCAAUUAAUAAAGCAUGAUAUAUGGAUAAUGUACUGUAUUUGUCAAAAAUAAACUUGUCUGCUUAUUGUGUUUAAAAAGAGAUUUAUAAACUUAGUUUAUAUAUCUCUCCCUCUUUCUCUCCUCUCCCCUCUCUUAUCUAUCUAUCUAUCUAUCUAUCUAUCUAUCUAUCUAUCUAUCUAUCUAUCUAUCUAUCCUUCUCCCUCUAUCUCUCUCUAGUUCUAUCUCAAUUUAAAGAUGAUUCUAGUAAGUCACCAUAAAUUAUAUUUAGGCCUGAGGCCCCAAAUGUCUGGGACAAGCAGUGCCUGAGAUAAAUAAUUGUUUUCUGCUUCUCCCUAAACAUUGUUAUAUUAUAAUUUGUAGGAGAUAUUGACCUGUUUGUUCUUAGACUAUUUUGUAUGAGUCACACAGUAAAUAUUAGUUUUAUUUAAUACAAAACCAUCCAGAUAUGCUUAAGUAUGUUAGUAUCACAUAUCAUCAACAUUACCAAUUUGGUCCUAAUAUGAUAUUCAAAGCUAAUACCUAAAAGAGGUCACAUUACAUUCUAGCAGCCAAAUAAAAUAUGCGUGAGUUAGGUAGAUGCUUUAUAUUGCACUAGAGAUUCCCUUUAUGUGCUUGUACUUGAUAGUAUUAUUACUAAUAUCAUCAAUACGUAUGCAAAGUUACCUGGAAAAUUCCAGAUCAACAGAAACACAAACACAAGGCUGAAGGAAAAGGAAACUCAUUCUUAAUUAUCUUCAUAUUACUUUAUAUAAAAAUAUAUAGUAAAUCAAUUAAUAUGUUCAGUUUGAAAACACUUUAUAUUUAUAAUUAUUAGCACAAAUUAAUUAACUA
This is a messenger RNA of Pseudophryne corroboree (corroboree frog), 3852 nucleotides long. RefSeq names its product kielin/chordin-like protein. NCBI's taxonomy places the organism in Eukaryota, Metazoa, Chordata, Amphibia, Anura, Myobatrachidae. Gene Ontology annotation, molecular function: protein binding. Bases 37 to 2991 code for a protein of 984 amino acids. The record is from RefSeq and is a predicted model, not a curated record. The transcript has 27 exons.